AUGCGCCCCUUUUCGACCCUGUUCGCCGUCACGCUCGCGACCCUCGUCGCUGCCGGGUCCGCAGCGCCGGCGUCGUGCCCGCCUCGCCGGUACCUCAACGAAGCGUCCGGCACCUGUACGCCGUGCCCACCACGAGCCUUGACCUGCUGGAGCUCGACGAGCGCUUUGACCUGUGAGCGUGGCUACUUCUUGACGGCCGACAGCACCUGCGUGCGCGCCAAGGAGUGCCCGAGCAAGACUUUCGCCGACCGCUCGACGAAUGCGUGCACACCGUGCUUCCACGCCGACGCCGCAACCUGCUCCGACGCGAGCCCGACCGGCACGACCUCUUGUGGUUUCAGCGUCGAGGGCACUCAGCUCCACCUGACGGGCGGCAGCUGCGCCGAGGCUCCUUCGUGCGCGAGCGGGUCGUUCCUGAACAAAGACACGAACACUUGCUCAUCGUGCGACGUCCUCGAGGGUCAAGCCUCUGGCCUCUUUUUCGACGAGCUCUCGUCACAGUGCGUCACUCAGUGCCGAAAAUACUCGGACGGCGUCAGCCUGCCCGCAACCUACCUCGACUCGAGCCGUCUCGCCUGCAAGUCGUGCGGCUCUCUCGAGAUCGACUCGUGCGACAACUUGGGCGCAACCGGCUGCCGAGCCCCGUUCGCCCUCACCUGGUCGUCGGACUGCGUCUCGCGCGAAGCGUGCCACGCCCUCGGCCCAAACUUCUUCGUCUCGUACUUUACCGUGCCGAGGUUCGGCGUCGAGCAGUACGAGACCGGGUUCUGUGCGUCGUGCGGGACGGGCGAGGCCAACGCCGACCGCACGGGCUGCAUCGAGUGA
This is a messenger RNA of Rhodotorula graminis WP1, 825 nucleotides long. RefSeq lists its product as uncharacterized. The coding region runs from base 1 to 825 and encodes 274 amino acids. The transcript is spliced from 8 exons. The record is from RefSeq and is a predicted model, not a curated record. NCBI's taxonomy places the organism in Eukaryota, Fungi, Basidiomycota, Microbotryomycetes, Sporidiobolales, Sporidiobolaceae.